Molecule: messenger RNA, 1725 nt
Organism: Didymosphaeria variabile
Lineage: Eukaryota; Fungi; Ascomycota; Dothideomycetes; Pleosporales; Didymosphaeriaceae
Exons: 4
Coding region: 1-1725 (574 amino acids)
Biological process (GO): transmembrane transport
Cellular component (GO): membrane
Molecular function (GO): transmembrane transporter activity
Source: RefSeq, a predicted model, not a curated record
AUGUCGACGCACGAGAAGGAUGGGGCAACUGCCCCCGAGAAAGAGAGGAAGAAGGAUGUGGCCGCUUUGGAUGUUGAAGAUGAUCGGUCCUCGGUAUCUUCAAUCUCGACCGACUCGGUCAGCUCUGAAGAAUUACAAUCAAUACACCAGACUUUGAGUCGCAAUGCUGGUCUGGAUGAGCAUGACAAAUCGCUAGCGCAAAUCACAACCGUGACGACAAACAUGACAACGGAUCCACGCUUCGAGAUCGACUUUGAGGAUGGUGAGAAUCCGCAAGAUUGGAGCAUGGUCAAAAAAUGCAUGAUUAUCUUCUUCAUGAGUUUCUCUACGCUGGUUGUUGUUAUGUAUUCUACCUCGUACACCGCUGGUAUUCCCGGAAUGAUGGUUACUUUUGACGUCAAAUCUAAGAUCAACCUCGUACUCGGUCUGACUACCUACCUAGCUGGGCUUGCCCUCGGAUCAGUUAUACUUGCGCCCUUGAGCGAAAUGUACGGACGAAGACCAGUGUAUUUAGUCGCGGUUGCCAUGUUUAUUGUCUUGAUCAUCCCAUGCGCCUUGGCUCAGAACCUCGCUACCGUUCUCGCGGUGCGUUUCUUUGGUGCUUUCGCCGGUGCAGCAAUGAUCUCAAACGCACCCGGGACGGUGUCCGACAUUGUGAGCGAUGAUUAUCGCGCUCUUGCAUUUUCUGUUUGGAGCAUUGGGCCGAUGAAUGGGCCUGUCGUAGGGCCCCUUGUAGGUGGCUUUGUGUUCCAAUACAAGGGGUGGCGGUGGACAAAUUGGGUCGUGGUGAUCGGGUCUGGAGUGUCGUGGUUCAUGGUAUUCUUAAUCGGCGAAACGUACGCGCCUGCGCUUUUGCGCGCCAAGUCAGCGAAGAAGCGAAAGGAAACAGGCGAAGAGCGCUGGUAUUCACGCUACGAUGACAAGAAGAAGUUCUGGCCAAUGUUGAAGGAGAACCUGUACCGUCCGCUCAUCAUGAGUGUCAAGGAGCCCAUUUGCAUAUUUUGGAAUGUGUACAUAGCAUUGGUAUACGGCGUGCUUUAUCUUUGCUUCGUUUCUUACCCCAUCGUCUUCAGCGAGCUUCGCGGUUGGAGUCCUGGGCUCACCGGUCUCGGGUACAUUGGGAUUGGCAUCGGGGGUAUGCUGACGAUUUGCUCCGAGCCUCUGCUACGACGCCUCAUCAAUUCGCACACAACAGAUCCUGCGACCGGGAAGCCUCCUCCAGAAGCUAUGGUCAGUGUGGUCUGCAUUGCUGCUGUUUGUGUCCCUGUAGGCGAGAUGAUCUUCGCAUGGACUUGCACACCCGACGUACAUUGGGCAGCACCCAUAAUAGCUGGGAUUCCAUUCGGUGCAGGAAACUGUGGAGUAUUCAUUUACGCGUCGAAUUAUCUUGUUCACUCGUACGGUAUCUACGCUGCGUCAGCUUUAGCAGGCAAUGCCGUCUUGAGAAGUGCCUUGGGUGGGACCCUCCCGCUUGCUGGACCCCAGAUGUACCGAUCACUCGGCCCUCACUGGUCCGCGACUAUGCUCUCCCUUAUUGAAUUCGCUAUGAUACCUAUUCCGCUUAUCUUCUACCGAUACGGCCACAAGAUCCGUGAGAGGUCUACUCUUAUCCGUCAGAUGCGUGAAGACAGGGAGAAGCUCGAUAACAAGCUGAAGAAGGCUGCAGAAAGGGAAGAGAGACAGAAAGCGAGGGAAGCUGGUGUGUUAGAGGAGAAGGAAGUCUGA